Messenger RNA from Paraphaeosphaeria sporulosa, 324 nucleotides. Its product is annotated as ribosomal protein L36e. The record is from RefSeq and is a predicted model, not a curated record. The transcript has 5 exons. Lineage: Eukaryota; Fungi; Ascomycota; Dothideomycetes; Pleosporales; Didymosphaeriaceae. Gene Ontology annotation, cellular component: cytosolic large ribosomal subunit; ribosome. Gene Ontology annotation, biological process: cytoplasmic translation. The coding region runs from base 1 to 324 and encodes 107 amino acids. Gene Ontology annotation, molecular function: structural constituent of ribosome.
AUGCCCAAGGAAGUGAAGCAGAAGUCUGGCCUCAUCGUUGGCCCCAACGCCGGCCACCAGGUCACCCCCAGGACCCCGGCCACCCGGAUCUCGCGGAGGAAGGGUUUCCUGUCCAAGAGGACCGCUUUCGUCAGGGAGAUCACUCGUGAGGUUGCUGGUCUUGCCCCGUACGAGAAGCGUGUCAUCGAGUUGCUCCGAAAUGCCAAGGACAAGCGCGCCCGCCGCCUCGCAAAGAAGAGGCUCGGUACCUUCGGCCGUGCCAAGAGGAAGGUCGAGGAGAUGACCAACGUCAUCCAGGAGUCCCGUCGUGCCGGCCACCACUGA